Messenger RNA from Zea mays, 1670 nucleotides. RefSeq names its product beta alanine synthase 1. Lineage: Eukaryota; Viridiplantae; Streptophyta; Magnoliopsida; Poales; Poaceae. The transcript is spliced from 6 exons. The record is from RefSeq and is marked validated. The coding region runs from base 151 to 1395 and encodes 414 amino acids. Gene Ontology annotation, molecular function: beta-ureidopropionase activity.
AACAUCACAUGUUUUUCGUCGUGACGUCUCACACUCCCACUAGUUGAUUGAGGAAGAGACCUGCUCGCUUCUCCCUCUCCCCGAGUCGAUCGGUCCAGUCCGAGGGAAGAAGGCAAGAAGCUCCCGGCGCGCGCGCGCAAGCGAGAGGAAAUGGCGACCAGCAACGGCUCAGGGGUCGCGCAGGGGGAGGAGGGGAAGACGCCACCGCCUGCGGGGUCGAUCGGCGGGUACGAGUCCCUGCACAGGCUCCUGGAGGCCAACCUUUCCCCCGAUCUAUUCCAGGAAGCAAGUCGAUUGCUGCUGGGACUGAAUUGUGCACGACCUCUUGAGGCUAUCUCACUGCCUGACGCCACAACCACUCUUGCGGAAACACACAGUUUUGAUUUGCAGGCAUUCCGUUUUAGUGCAGACAAAGAGUUUCUGAGGCAAUCAAGAGUUGUUCGAGUAGGUCUAAUUCAGAACUCAAUUGCUGUUCCCACUACUUGUCACUUUGCUGACCAAAAGAAGGCAAUCAUGGACAAAAUAAAACCUCUAAUUGAUGCAGCCGGCGCUUCUGGUGUCAAUAUUAUGUGCUUACAAGAAGCCUGGACAAUGCCUUUUGCCUUCUGCACACGCGAGAAAAGAUGGUGUGAAUUUGCUGAACCAGUUGAUGGAGAAUCUACUCAAUUCCUUCAGGAACUUGCACAGAAGUAUAACAUGGUAAUAGUGAGCCCAAUCCUUGAAAGGGAUAUAAACCAUGGGGAGACUAUUUGGAAUACUGCUGUUGUUAUUGGAAACAACGGCAACAUAAUUGGCAUUCAUCGAAAGAAUCACAUUCCAAGAGUUGGUGAUUUCAAUGAGAGCACAUACUACAUGGAGGGUAACACUGGGCAUCCAGUGUUUGAAACAGCUUAUGGCAAAAUAGGAGUGAACAUUUGUUAUGGAAGACAUCAUCCCCUUAAUUGGCUUGCGUUUGGUCUCAAUGGAGCUGAAAUAGUGUUCAACCCAUCUGCGACUGUUGGUGAACUGAGUGAACCAAUGUGGCCCAUUGAGGCAAGGAACGCCGCAAUUGCAAACAGCUACUUCGUUGGAUCAAUUAAUCGGGUUGGCACAGAAGUGUUCCCUAAUCCUUUCACAUCCGGUGAUGGGAAACCGCAACACGCAGACUUUGGCCAUUUCUAUGGAUCUAGCCAUUUCUCAGCACCUGAUGCCUCCUGCACCCCAUCUCUAUCACGCUACCGAGAUGGCUUGAUCAUCUCCGAUAUGGACCUCAACCUAUGCCGCCAGAUCAAAGACAAGUGGGCCUUCCGCAUGACUGCUCGCUAUGAGAUGUAUGCAUCCUUGCUCUCAGAGUACUUGAAGCCAGAUUUCAAACCUCAAGUCAUUGUUGAUCCCUUGAUUAAUAAGAAGGCAUAAAAACUGAGGUAUGCUGGAUACUUGGGCUUAAAAGGAGGUCAUUUGUGUAUUGACAUGAACAGGAAAAGGUUUACCAUUUAGCAGAAUAAUGUCUACGAUGAAGAUGCAAAAUGGAGGAAGUUUCUUUCUUUUUUUUUCCUUUACAUUUCCACAUACUGUAAAAAUGUGUUUGGUGUAGUUUGAGCUUCUUUUACUCAAUAUUCGAAACAGUAAUGCUUGUUUUGUUGUAUAAUUUGCUAGAGAUUUUUCGAUGAAGAAAUUCAACAAUCUUUAAA